UGAGUUACAAAUGGUCCUAGAAUGGCAAUAUGGCAGCCUCCUUCACGCCAAGAAAGUUGGACUGUAAAGAUUUGCAUUCGUAUUUGAAGACGUUACCCGGCCCUGUGUUAGACCGACUUUACAAUCACCCGGCAACAUGCCUUGCCGUAUUCAGAGAAUUACCAGAUUUAGCUCGACAGUAUGUGAUGAGAAAUCUAUUUAUAGAACAACCAGUCUCCCAAGCUGUGAUAGGACAAUGGGUUGUUAAUAAAUUUACUAACGAACAUAAAUAUGCUUGUAAAGCAUUAAGUGAAUUGCGGGUAUGGUAUGAACAGCCGAUUCCUGGAGGUCAACCAGGAUGGAUUCUAAAUCAAACGUUUAGAAAUAAUACAAAGGUAGCUCUACUUGGAGGAGGAAGUCCAUGGAUUGGAGGAAGAUCAACUACUGUAGAUAAAUAUGCUAAAGAUAUUCCUUUUUUAGAUAAAUAUGGUCAAGAUAGAUGGGAGUGUGUUUUACAUUUUAUGGUUGGGUCAUCCGAGGGUAGUGAAGGUGUCAGUAGAGAUAUAAUUGAAGUGCUCAAUAAUAGUGGUCUUAUGAAAGUGGAUGCCACGGAUUCAAACCCACUGAUAACACCAGCAGGAUUUCAGUUUCUGUUAAUGGACACACAAUCUCAAGUCUGGUAUUUCAUGUUACAGUAUCUAGAAACUGUUGAGCAUAGAGGAAUGGAUUUAGUAGAAUGUCUUUCAUUUCUCUUUCAACUAAGUUUCUCUACCCUGGGUCAGGAUUAUUCCACAGAUGGUAUGAGUGAAUCACAGUUAAAGUUUCUACAACAUUUGAGGGAAUUCGGUCUAGUUUAUCAGAGGAAAAGGAAAUCUCAGCGUUAUUAUCCAACAUGUUUAGCUAUAAAUUUAGCAUCCGGUUUGUCCGGUGUAUCUUCUGAUCAAGAGAAAGUAGGAUUUAUUAUUGUAGAAACCAACUACAGAAUAUAUGCCUAUACAGAUUCCCCGCUAAAGAUUGCUUUAUUAGCCAUUUUCUGUGAUAUGUUAUAUAGAUUUCCAACCAUGACAGUGUGUAAUUUAAGUCGAACAAGUGUUAGGGAAGCUCUUAUAAGAGGAAUCACAGCAGAACAAAUACUGAAUUUUCUGCGAUCUCAUGCCCAUCCUAAAAUGUUAGCCACAGCACCAGUAUUACCUCCGACUAUAACAGAUCAAGUUAGAUUAUGGGAAUUAGAACGUGAUAGGUUAAAGUUUGAUGAUGGCGUAUUAUAUAGUCAGUUUAACUCACAGUCAGAUUACGAACUACUCAGUGAUUAUGCCAAGGAUUUAGGAGUGUUAGUGUUUGAAAAUGCGUCUAAGAGAGUAAUGGUUGUAACAAGAUCAGGACAUGAUGAUGUUAAAAAAUUCUGGAAAAGACAGAAAAACAGCUGAGAAGAACAAAUAUAGUGUAUGGAUGUUACUACACAUUGUAUCAAAAUAUUACUUACAAAUCACCCAGUGACACAUGGUAAUCACUAACAAAGGCGCUGCUAGUAAUAUUAAAUGUAUGAGCAGCAGUCCUGUUACAUACAGGCAAUUAAUUGGUCCAACAAAUUGGCUACUGUAUCCAAGCGUUAAGUAAUUGUAAUUUUAUAAUAUAUUUAUAAAGUGCUCGAACACCAACAACCAUAUGCUGUUCAAUGGCGCUGUUAUGUUUUGUACAAUCAAAACACCCCACAAGAAGCAAAGUCUAUUACAGAAAAUAAAUCAACAACUUAAAGAUACAUUAUGGGAGAUUAGACAAAGAGCAGGCAGUUCUCACUAUAAUAGUUAAAAACUAGAUAAUGUAAAGGCAAUUUGCUGAAAAUUUCAGUCAAAUUGAUCCACUCUGAACCAAGAUUUUAGCAAUUGAAUUUUUGUCCUUGUCUCGAUCAUCAUUACUAAAGUCGGUACGAUAAAAACAUAGUCUCGAUUAUACAUUUCAUGAUUAAAUUAUGAAUGGAAGUCGAACAGCAAAUCGGAACCUAAUCCAAUAAACAUCGCAGGCUAGCGAUGGCAUCAAGAGUUGAUUAUGGUCUGGAUAAGCUAAUUAAUGCUUAAUUAAAAAUUUAGAUAACAUUUCAGGCCUAAAGAAAGACCUGCAAUAGGCGAUAAUUAGCUUUUGCAUAAUGUAUGUUUAAAGAGUGUUUGUUGUGGUUGAACCAUCAGUAUGGUUAAGAUUUGUGGUAAAUAAUCAUAAAUACAUAAAAUCAAACUCCAAUACAAAUAUUAAAAAUGUGUUUCCUAAAGCAUAAUUGUCUUGUCUGUUGGACCUUCUAAACUCUUUUGUAUCUGAAAGUAUAUAUUUUGUAAUGCUCAGGAAGAAUCAAAUCUUUUAAUCAAAUUGUUUAAUAAGUGACAAAUUAAUUAAAACACUUGAUUAUUACAGUUUGUCAACAACUAAUUGCUAUGUCAGGGGCGUGCAUUACCCACACCUUACUGUAGGUUUGAAAGUGUAAUAGGUAUGAGUGGCAGGUAUGUUAAAAUUUAUAGAUUGUUAGAAAUCUUUCAUUGUUACCUAUUUAAGCUUACGACCGGCAAGGAUAUGUCUUUAACAAUAUUUUAGUAACUGCAUUUAUUUGUAUCAGGCAUUUGUUGUUGUUCACUUCAUAUCCAAUGGUUUCCAUUUAGUUUUAAAGAAGAAGCAUUUGAUUUCUAACAUUUUAGAACUUCGUAAAAAUUGUUUAGAAUUAAAUUUUGUUUUGAUGCUUACAAGAAUUUAGACAUACAGUAUGUUCACUGAUUACUGUUAGAUUCUAGACCUUGCAUUCAAAGCUGCUCUUCUUCAAAACUAAAUAGUAAAUGGUUCCAACUGAUCAUCAAGUAUUGUUUUGUUAUCUUGUAAAAAGAAACGUUUGUAUAUAUAUUUUGUAAAUAAACUUGUUUAUACCGACCUACUAAAGAUUUGUUUUUA
This is a messenger RNA of Patella vulgata (common limpet), 2907 nucleotides long. RefSeq names its product general transcription factor IIH subunit 4. Gene Ontology annotation, biological process: nucleotide-excision repair. The record is from RefSeq and is a predicted model, not a curated record. Gene Ontology annotation, molecular function: double-stranded DNA binding; ATPase activator activity. The transcript is spliced from 14 exons. Gene Ontology annotation, cellular component: transcription factor TFIIH core complex; transcription factor TFIIH holo complex. Lineage: Eukaryota; Metazoa; Mollusca; Gastropoda; Patellidae. Bases 30 to 1406 code for a protein of 458 amino acids.